Molecule: messenger RNA, 3651 nt
Organism: Oncorhynchus tshawytscha (Chinook salmon)
Lineage: Eukaryota; Metazoa; Chordata; Actinopteri; Salmoniformes; Salmonidae
Product: patatin-like phospholipase domain-containing protein 2
Exons: 10
Coding region: 263-1831 (522 amino acids)
Biological process (GO): positive regulation of triglyceride catabolic process; lipid homeostasis; triglyceride catabolic process
Cellular component (GO): cytoplasm; membrane; lipid droplet
Molecular function (GO): triacylglycerol lipase activity
Source: RefSeq, a predicted model, not a curated record
UGUUGUGUAUUCGUGAACCAAAUUCAGGAGGAGCCUGAAGCGCGGGUGGCUUGACUGGGUUUUGCGAGUCUCGGCUCUCUUGACCGCAGUAGACGAUAUAGACUACUCAAAUCGGUUAAUAAGGUUCGAGUUGUUAUAGUAAUAGCAGGCAGGUUAAACAAAUAUACAGAUUAUGAUAUAAUAGAUAUUAAUCGAAUGCAUCUCUGUCAUUUAUUUCCAAUGCAGAGUGUGGGACGUGGCUCCACCUAAAAUAAGACUCCUUAUGCAGAUUGGCCAGACCUGCCCUCUUCUAGAACCGGGUAGUUCAGCGCUCCGGCGAUUCUCAGUAGAUGACUCUCCGUGUCUUCGCACAUUGCACAAGAGGAGUAAACUGGCUAGUGUCCUCGUUAAAGACUGUCCUCCCGGGAUGUUCGACCUAACAAAGGAAUGGAAUCUGUCGUUCGCCGGCUGCGGGUUCCUGGGGAUCUAUCACAUCGGAGUGGCCAGCUGCCUGUUGGAACAAGCGCCCUACCUCAUCAAAGGUGCCACCAAGAUUUACGGGGCUUCAGCUGGUUCCCUCUCUGCCUCGAUGCUCGCCAGCCAAGCAUCCAUAGCUAAGUGCUGUGAGGAUGUGAUCGAGACAGUCAAGGAAGCCCGGAAGCGUAACCUGGGUCCCCUCCACCCCUCCUUCAACCCGGUCAAGAUCAUCAGGUCGGGCCUGGAGCGUGACCUGCCCGCCGACGCGCACACACUCGCCUCCGGGAGGCUGUGUGUGUCACUCACUCGCGUGUCUGAUGGACAAAACGUCAUCGUGUCCGAGUUCAAGUCCAAGGAGGAGCUCAUCCAGGCACUGCUGUGUAGCUGUUUCAUCCCCAUAUACUGUGGCCUGAUCCCUCCAUCCUUCCAAGGAGUGCGUUACGUGGAUGGGGGAAUCAGUGACAACCUUCCUCAGUCGGAGCUGAAGAACACCAUCAGCAUCUCUCCGUUUUCGGGCGAAAGUGACAUCUGUCCACGGGACACCUCCUUCAACUUCCACGAGCUUCGUCUCACCAAUACCUCCAUCCGGUUGAACCUGAGCAACAUGUACCGCCUCAGCAAGGCCUUGUUCCCCCCAGAACCCAAGGUCAUGGCAGAGAUAUGUCAGAGUGGCUACAAGGACGCCCUUCGCUUUCUUGAGGAGAACCACUUGCUGAAGCUGGAGUGUCCGACUGCCGGCCCCAACCCCAACCUAUCAGAAGCUGCCUGCUGCAAGCCCAUCGCCAUGGAAACAACAAAGAACUGGAUGUUCUGGCGGCUCCGCCUCCUGAGGAAGCAACACUGGUGGUUGGAUGAGCAGAUUGUUGAUAACCUGCCAACCCAAAUCAAAAAAGUGUUUUGUGAGGCGUGCCAGCAGAAGCCUGGUCUGUAUGCUCAGGUGUCUGAGAUGCUGCCGGUCAGAGUGGCCUCCUACAUGCUCCUGCCCUGCACACUACCUGUGGUAUCAGCCUACUCAGUGGGCAAGAGGUUUGUGGAGUGGAUCCCAGAGGUGCCUGCAGAUAUGCGUUGGCUAGCUGGGGUGGCUGGGGAUGUAGCUGGGAGCGUGUACAGACAGACCCGGAGAGGAGCACCAGCAGACAUAACCAGUGAUGGUUCCCUGAGGAAUUACAUGAGCCUGCCCCUACCCCUGGACAGUGACGGACCCAGGGAGAGAAACAGUCAUCUCUCCGGGUUCGCUCUCUCUGCUCUUGACCUCCAAAGCCAAUACUGGAACAUCCCCACCGCCUCCUCUUCCCACCGCUCCACCAGCCCCCACACGCCCAGCCCCUCCCCACGACAGAUCUGCUUCAGUGUUCAUUUUGGCACUCUUUUUUAGAUUCAUUCUAGUCUGGUAUUUGACUAAAAUAUCAUUAAAUCUUAGUCACAUUUUUGUGAUUUGAAUAAUGAUUUAGUCAUUGUUAAAAUGACAAAAACAGAGCCAUUUUAGUCAACUGAAUGCACUUUAAUUUGAGUCAUAUUUUAGUCACAUCACAUUUGUAUUGCCUCAUUAGCCACAAACCACAUUUCCAUCCAGAGUUUUUAUGGGAGUAAAGUCAAAUCAAAGAUUUGUAUAACUAACCCAAGAUGGACUAUAACUACUGAGAUGGUAGGCUAUUCAAGAAAUAAGUUGUUCUAUCUAACGUCCAAGCAGGAAAGCAUGAUUCCAGAUACAGUAUUUUGAUGUGCAACGUAAUCCAAAAAUUGUCAUGAAUUGCGAGUUGAUAUAUUUAUGAAUUGUGAGUUGUUAUAUUUUACUGUUAAAAUAGGGCUCCAGAAUUUUCUGAUAUUUUUUUGUUCAAUAGAGAUGAAUUUGCCUAUAUCGUUAUGUGCACAAAUAUCAUAGGCAAAUUUAUUUUGGGGCUUAUACACCACAUGAUAAAGUGAAAACUCAAAACACAUUAGCUAGAUCACUAAUACUAAAUAUAAUACCCACUGCUAGUAGCCAUGUAUUAAUCUAAAAGUAAAUGUAAUGUCCUUUUUUUGUUGCAGUUGUAGCCCUGCUACCCUAUGCAGUCGCAAUAGCGCAUUUCGCAGGCUUCGUAUCUUAAAGCCAUAUCUAAUAUUUUGAUUGUAAAAUAGUUGCUAUUUUUUUAUUUAACUAGGCAAGUCCGUUAAGAACAAAUUCUUAUUUACAAUGACGGCCUACACCGGCCAAACCCAGAUGACCAAUUGUGCGCCGCCCUACGGGACUCCCAAUCACUGCUAGUCGUGAUACAGCCUGGGUUUGAACCAGGGUGUCUGUAGUGAUGCCUCAACCACUGAGAUGUAGUGCCUUACACCGCUGUGCCACUCAGGAGCUCAGUUGAGCUGAAAAUGAUGGAAAUUACAAAUAUAAAGUAUACCCACAGAAAGCUGAGCACAGUAGGUGCUUCUAAAGCUAUGUAUUUCAUGCAAUUGGAUUUUGAAAUGUUAUAUUGAAAUGCUAUACAAUCAAGAAGCCUUUUUUCUCUCUCCCGGAGUGCACACUGUGGCUCCAGCGAAACAAGCCAAGGGACUGGGCAGAAACUUUCAUUGCAGGAAUCAUGAGGAUAAUGCACUUUACUGUUUGACCAAAUCAUGAUCUUAGCCACCCAAAAAAAUAGGACUUUUUUUUAAAUUAUUUUUUUUAAACUUUUGAGUGAGGUGAACAUGUCAUGAAUGUUCAGCUCGCACGGCACCCAAUACAAAUUUAACUCGCACAGCCAAGUCAAAGGGUUGCAAAACGCCAUUAAAUGGUUUCAGUCUAGAGCCUUGCCCCUUGACAUACUGUAGCUAUAUUGUAAUCAGUUGUGUCAUAAGUAGUGGUCUGAUACUGUAGGUUGCAGCAAACCACUUAGCACUAUCAAUCAGUUAUUAACCUAUUUGAGCAACAAAGGAGACUGGUGGGAGGAACUAUAGGAGGAUGGGCAUUUUUGUAAUGUCUGAAAUGGAAUAAAUGGAACAUAUCAAACAUAUGGAAGCCACAUGUACCAGCUAAAGUUCCCUCCCACGGGGCCUGUCUAUAGUGAAUAGGAACUGAAAGGUGGAUUCGGAUAGGCAAAAUAUGGUCAUGUGAUCAAAAAGCUUUGGGAUCCAGAACUGUUAGACACACUAUUGACUCAAUCAUGUCUUUUGAUCACUCCACCAAUCAUUUUUUAUUCUACAGUACACAUUGUAAAACAUUUAACCAGCUCACCA